Molecule: messenger RNA, 2643 nt
Organism: Alternaria burnsii
Lineage: Eukaryota; Fungi; Ascomycota; Dothideomycetes; Pleosporales; Pleosporaceae
Product: nuclease domain-containing protein 1
Exons: 1
Coding region: 1-2643 (880 amino acids)
Biological process (GO): regulatory ncRNA-mediated gene silencing; mRNA catabolic process
Cellular component (GO): nucleus; RISC complex; cytosol
Molecular function (GO): RNA binding; nuclease activity
Source: RefSeq, a predicted model, not a curated record
AUGAGCAACCUCUUCGAAGCAAAAGUUAAGAGCGUCCUUUCCGGCGAUACUGUCGUCCUCCACAACAUCAACAACCCCAAAGCAGAGCGUACACUGAGCUUAGCCUUUGUAACUGCGCCGAGACUGCGACGAGAGGGAGACGAGCCUUUUGCCUUCGAGUCACGCGACUACCUCCGACGUCUGCUCGUAGGCAAGGUCGUGCGUUUCCAAGUUCUGUAUAAGAUACCGACUGGCGCAAACCGCGAAUAUGGCCUCAUCGUCACACCGAACAAGGAGAUUCUUCCACAACAAGCCGUCGCUGCGGGCUGGGUCAAGCUGCGAGACGACGCCGGUCGCAAGGAAGACUCGGACGAAGCUGCCAACCUGCUUGAACGACUUGCAGUAGAUGAAGCCCGCGCUAGGGCAGACUCCAAGGGCCUCUGGGCUGAGACUGGCGGCAGGAUCAACUCAUCUUCAGAGCUGAGCGAUCCGCAACAGUUUGUCGAACAGAACAAGGGCAAAGACAUUGACUCGAUUGUUGAGAAGGUCCUCUCUGGCGACCGCCUCAUCGUGCGAUUCCUCCUCUCGCCCACCGAGCACGUGCAAACAAUGGUCCUCCUCGCCGGUGUCCGCGCACCAGCAACACAGCGAACAAACCCCUCCGACGGCAAGGUCCAACCAGCCGAGCCAUUCGGUGACGACGCGCAACAAUUCGUCGAGGCUAGGUUAUUACAGCGAGGAGUCCUUGUCGAGGUUCUGGGCACGACACCCAACGGCCAAAUUGUCGCAGACGUAAAGCAUCCUACCCAAGGCAGCAUCACACCUUUCCUGCUUAAGAACGGAUUGGCCAAAUGUACCGACCACCACACCACUCUCCUUGGCCAGAGGAUGGGUAUAUUGAGGGGGGCCGAGAAGCAGGCAAAGGAUGGUCGCCUGGGUGUCUACAAGGAGCAUGUUGCGCCCAAAGUCAGUAAGGCAGGCGAGCAAGAAGCCACCGUUAGCCGUGUUCAGAGCGCCGACACCAUCUUCAUUCGGAACAAGGCGGGUGCAGAGAAGCGCAUCAACCUCAGCAGCGUCCGUCAACCGAAGCCUACCGAUCCCAAGCAAUCACCAUGGGUAGCUGAGGCAAAGGAGUUCUUGCGCAAGAAGCUCAUUGGCAAGCACGUCAAGUUCCAUGUCGACGGAAAGCGACCGGCGACCGAGGGCUACGACGAGCGCGAGAUGUGCACCGUCACUUUCCAGGGCAAGAACAUUGGUUUGAUGCUUGUAGAGAGCGGUAUGGCUUCAGUAAUUCGCCACCGACAGGACGAUGCCGACAGGAGCCCGAUCUACGACGACCUCCUCCUUGCCGAGUCCACUGCACAAGCUGAGAAGAAAGGCCUCUGGUCGGAUAAGUCCCCCUCCGUGAAGCAGUACGUCGACUACUCGGAGUCGCUCGAGAAGGCCAAGCGUCAACUCACUCUGCUUUCGCGGCAACGCAAGGUACCGGCCAUUGUCGACUUUGUCAAGUCAGGAUCGCGCUUUACUGUAUUAGUACCUCGCGAGAACGCGAAGCUUACCUUUGUCCUCUCCGGUAUUCGCGCACCUCGAUCAGCGAGAAAUGAAAGCGAGAAGGGCGAACCGUUUGGCAAGGAGGCACAUGAGUUUGCCAACCGCCGCUGUCAGCAGCGCGACGUCGAGAUUGACGUUGAAGACUGCGACAAGGUCGGUGGCUUCAUUGGUACUCUGUACAUUAACCGUGAGAACUUCGCAAAGACUCUGGUUGAGGAAGGUCUGGCUACGGUUCAUGCCUACUCAGCGGAGAAGUCUGGCAACGCAAACGAACUGUUUGCGGCUGAGCAAAAGGCCAAGGAUGCACGAAAGAACUUGUGGCAAGAUUACGAUCCAUCUCAAGAAGAGGAUGACGGAACAGCAGCAGUUGCUGAGCCCACCAACGGCGACGCUGAACCAUCAAGGAAGGCAGACUACCGCGAUGUUAUGAUCACCCACGUUGAAGACGACGGAAGACUCCGUCUGCAGCAGAUCGGCAGCGGCACAUCAGCCUUGACAUCCCUGAUGAGCGCCUUCAGCAAGUUCCAUCUCAACCCAGCAAACAGCGCGAGUCUGCCAGAUGCACCCAAGGCCGGCGAGUUCGUAGCAGCCAAGUUCACUGCUGAUGACCAAUGGUACCGUGCACGCAUCCGACGCAAUGACCGAGAGAACAAGAAGGCUGAGGUGGUUUACAUUGACUACGGUAACUCGGAGACGAUCCCAUGGGCCCGCCUUCGUCCACUCUCACAAGCCGAGUUCCUGCCAUCGAAGCUGAAGCCGCAGGCGGUAGAGGCCCAGUUGGCGUUUGUUCAGCUUCCUGGCAACUCUGAGUAUCUUGCCGACGCCGUCAGCUUCAUCUCGCAAGAGACAGCUGACCGUGAGCUCGUCGCCAGAGUUGAGGCUACUGAGAAGGAUGGCAUGCUCUGGGUAACAUUGUACAACCCCGACCAGAGCAAAGACGGCACAGAAAGCAUCAACGCCGACAUCCUUAGCGAAGGUCUUGCCAUGGUGCCAAAGAAGUUGCGGCCAUGGGAGCGCAACGCCAGUGUGCUUGCUGCCAUGAAGAAGAAGCAGGACGUGGCCAAGGAGGAGCGCCGCGGCCAGUGGGAGUAUGGUGAUCUCACUGAGGACUAG